UACGGGCUUGGAUGAGAUGAAAGUAUACGUCUCAGAAUCUGAAUAGAUACGAGGACUAAUGAGCCGAGUAGAGAUUAUAAAAUAUUUUAUGCCGAGUAUUUCAAAGCUCAGAAAAACUUUAUGGACACUGCCAACAAGUGUCUCGAGAAACUAAAGCUUCCCCCGAUGGAAAUCAGCCAAGGGAGUGAUUGGAACGCCGUGCAAGCAAGGAUGGAGCAUGCCUGCUCCGCGAUUGAAAAGGUUUCUGCACGCGACAAUGAGAUGUCGGGGAUGGCAGGCAAGAUGAAAAAGGCAUUUCGAGGCCUGUGCAAGAAUGCUGGAACCGGCAAAAUGUUCACCUCGAUGAUACCUGACGACAUGGGCGGCUCCAUCCUAUCCGGCGGCCUCAAUGUCAUCUUCACGACUCUUGAGCAGACCAGUGUUCAUCGAGAGGCCGUGUAUAAAGCCCUGGAGAGGUUGCCCCGUAUCCUGAACGAUCAUGUGCAAUACCUGGAGCUCGCGAACGAGGACGCCGAAGUUCACCGCCGCACAGCUAAGUUAUACACCGAGGUGUUAUUGACCUUGGACCACAUUCUCCGUUGGUACAUGACGCACGCAUUUGUUGCUGGGGCCAAGCGCCUUCUCAAUCCAUCCGCUCUGUCCACCAAUCUCAACGAUCGACUAGCAGAAGUGAACUUGGCUGCCAAGGACUUGAAGGCUCGUGGGGUCCAUGUCAUUCGACGACAGACGCAGGAAAAGCUGAGCGAGAUAUCGACAGUCCAGGAAUGGACGUCGUACGAAAACGUCAAAGUGCGCCGCCGGUUGGACGAGAUCGACCUGAAUAUUAAACGAAUUGCAGACAGGUCUGACCUAUAUGAGGGCAUAGAGACAGCUGUUUAUGACAGCCUGCAGUCCCUCCUCCAAGGGGUGGUGAAAAACCUAACAAUCAAGAAUACGGAGGCUCGAGAUUCGAUAUCUACAACUCCCUCCAUUACGUGUGAGAACGUCCUGGAGGAAUUAGAAACAGAGAUCGACGUGAGUCGUGUUCACGCAUUGCAAGGAAGCCCCAGGCUCCGGGAAUGGCUUACCGUCGACGAAGGAUCACUUCUUUUGGUCAAUGGCGGCGCGACGGACCCCUUGGACCUGUCCACAUCGUUCGCAAACGCAAGGAUGAUUCAUGCUCUGAUGGAGCAAUCUUUGGAGCGCAGAGAAGGAUUGGAGAUCAUACCCCUGGUAUAUCUCUGUAGCCAGCAUCGGAAUUACUAUCGCGACGUCGACGCGAGUCCCACCAGUCUGGCCAUGAGCCUGCUUUUGCAGCUCAUCGACCAUUUCCCCGGGUUCAAGGGAGCAGACCUUCAAGAGUGUCUGGAUGAAACCGAUGGCGAGGAUGUUAUCAGCAUCUGUAGCUCGCUUGGUCGUCUAGUCAGGAGGCUCCCUUCCAGCGCUGUAGUGUACCUCAUCUUGGAUGGGCUCUCGUUUUUCGGCACACCUGUAGCGAGGAUGAAAGAGUUGCGACGGGUGAUUCAUCAUCUCGUUUCUCUUCACCGUGAGGGAUCGAGGGCGACGUUAAAAUUCAUGUUCUCCAGUUCAACAAGAUCCAGGCAUUUUGGCGACUUGUUUGAGGAGGAUGAGAUCUUAAACGUACCGGCAUCACCAGUUCCGAUGGGUGGACCUGAGGCGUAACACGGGAAAUAUUACAAAGUUUUCAUAAUAAACGUGUUAAAUUAAACAUGACCUUUUGAAAAGCUUACUUCUCGGUAAAUUACGUCACGUAUACAAGGUUUUAGAAUAGCGAUAGUGAUAGGCAGCGCGGCGUGGUUUAAAU
Molecule: messenger RNA, 1804 nt
Organism: Truncatella angustata
Lineage: Eukaryota; Fungi; Ascomycota; Sordariomycetes; Amphisphaeriales; Sporocadaceae
Exons: 4
Coding region: 121-1662 (513 amino acids)
Source: RefSeq, a predicted model, not a curated record